Molecule: messenger RNA, 37267 nt
Organism: Coregonus sp. 'balchen'
Lineage: Eukaryota; Metazoa; Chordata; Actinopteri; Salmoniformes; Salmonidae
Source: the annotation of a GenBank genome assembly
AUGAAGCCCAACUGUUGGUGGGACGCGGAAGAACAGGUGUGUAAGCCGUGCUCCUGCAGCCGUGCAGGGGCCAUGUCCCAGCGCUGUGACCUGGAGGGACGUUGUAUCUGUAAGCCCGGCUUCGUGGGCCACCGCUGUGACCUGAGCAGUCAGGGUUACGAGCGCCGGGAGACGCGCAGGCCAGUAGAGAGGGUCCCACUGCAGCAGAUCCAACGCUGGGGCUUGUCCCACUCUGGGCGCUGUCCCCGGGGAGCCUACCGCCCCUCAGCGGUAAAGACAGUAAUGAUCCGCAGCACGGAGUGUUUUAGUGUGUCCCAAGCCUGUGUAACAGAUGUCCAGCGAAGACAAGAAGACUGGUCUCGGCACCAGUGUAACAGAUAUGAUCGUACUUUGUAACUCUUUUGCGUUGUGUUUUUAAAGAAAGGAAUGCCCAACCAGCAGUCCCAGUUGAUUGGUGUUUAUUCUGAUGAUAGACACAAGGAAGCACAUUAGAUGUGCAGGACAACAGUAUGUUGAUGGCUGUAGAUUCGUGAUGCAUGGAAAUAACUGUGAAUUAGCUAAUGUGGGGGCUAAUGUGACCAUUACAUCUCAAGCAUGCUAGCUAAUUCACUCUUACAGCAAUAACAUACAAAGCACAUCCCAGGAUGCCCCCAAUAUCUAAUAGAGACCAUACACAUAUAUAGUGCUGUGAAAAAGUAUUUGCCCCCUUUCUGAUUUUCUCUAUUUUUGCAUGUUUUUGAUACUGAAUGUUAUCAGAUCUUCAACCAAAACCUAAUAUUAGAUAAAAGGAACCUGCAUUUACAAAUAACAAUGUAUUUAUUUAAUUAACAAAGUUAUGCAACACCUAAUUCCCCUGUGUGAAAAGUAAUUGCCCCCUUACACUCAAUAACUGGUUGUGCCACCUUUACACCUUUAGCUGCAAUGACUGCAAUAAAAUGCUUGCGUAGUUGUUGAUCAGUCUCUCAAGUUGUUGUGGAGGAAUUUUGGCACACUCUUGCAUGCAGAACUGCUUUAACUCAGUGACAUUUGUGGGUUUUCAAGCAUGAACUGCUCUUUCAAGUCUUGCCACAACAUCUCAAUUGGGAUUAGGAUUAGGUCUGGACUUUGACUAGGCCAUUCUAAAACUUCAAAUGUGUUGCUUUUUAACCAUUUUCAUGUGGACUUGAUUGUGUGUUUUGGAUCAUUGUCUUGCUGCAUGACCCAGCUGCGCUUCAGCUUCAGCUCACAGAUGGAUGGCCUGACAUUCUCCUGUAGAAUUCUCUGAUACAAAGCAGAAUUCAUGGUUCCUUCUAUUAAGGUAAGUUGUCCAGGUCCCGAGGCAGCAAAGCAUCCCCAAACCAUCACACUACCACCACCAUGCUUGACCGUUGGUUUAAGGUUCUUACUGUUGAAUGCAGUGUUUGGUUUUCGACAGGCAUAAUGGGACCCAUGUCGGCCUUGCACAGGAAGUCCAGGACCCAAUUGCAUAGGGAGGAGUUCAGACCCAGGGCCGUGAGCUUUGUGGUGAGCUUAGAGGGCACUAUGGUACUGAAGGCUGAGCUGUAGUCUGAACAGCAUCCUCACAUAUGCAUUCCUUUUGUCCAGAUGGGUGAGGGCAGUGUGCAUUGCAAUGGCAAUUGUGUCAUCAGUGGAUCUGUCAGGGCGGUAGGCGAAUUGGAGAGGGUCGAGUGUGUCGGGGAGGGAGAGGUGAUGUGAUCUUUGACAAGCCUCUCAAAGCACUUCAUGAUGACGGAGGUGAGUGCUACGGCUCGGUAGUCAUUCAGUUCAGUUACUUUCCCUUUCUUGGGCCCUGGGAUGAUGAUACUGGACAUCUUGAAGCAGCUGGGGAUAGUGCUAGCAGAUAUCCAUAGACUUAGACUCUGCUUUCUGCCCCGAUUUUGCCUAGCCUGAUUUUACAAAGAGCUGUGUCUCAAGUCAAGGACGUAGAGAGGCCGGUGUUAGCAAGACUAGGUUUUACCUGCACCUGUUACUGAAUAGCCAUAUGUGAUAGACUGUACAUAAUAACAGAUAUUUGAAAUGAGCUAGUCCUAUAUACAUAAAUGAGCUAGCUGUAAGGCUACUGUAUGAAUGUAUAUUAACUAUUAUGUACAGUAUGUACAGGUAACUGCCAAAAUAAAGGAAACACCAACAUAAAGUGUCUUAAUAGGACGUUGGGCCACUGCGAGCCGCCAGAACAGCUUCAAUGCACCUUGGAAUAGAUUCUACAAGUGUCUGGAACUCUAUUGGAGGGAUGCAACACCAUUCUUCAACAAGAAAUUCCAUCUUUUGGUGUUUUGUUGAUGGAAAAUGCUGUCUCAGGCGCCACUCCAGAAGCUACAUUUUACAUUUACAUAAUUUAGCAGACUUACAGGAGCAGUUAGGGUUAAGUACUUUGCUCAAGGUCACAUCGACAGAUUUUUCACCUAGUUGGCUUGGAGAUUCGAACCAGCAACCUUUUGGUUACUGGCCCAAAGCUCUUAAGGGGAUACUUUCGGAUUUUGGCAAUGAGGCCCUUUAACUUCUUCCCCAGUGUCAGAUUCAUUUGUGGAUACCAUUUUAUGUCUCUGUGUACAGCAUGAAGGAAGUUAGAGGUAGUUUUGUGAGCCAAUGCUAACUAGCAUUAGCACAAUGACUGGAAGUCUAUGGGUAACGCUAGUUAGCAAUUGCGCUAGUUAGCAACUUCCUUCAAACUGCACGCAGAGACAUAAAAAUGGUAUCCACAAGUUCAUCCGACUCUGGGGAAGUAUAUAAAGGGCUUCAUUACCCAAGCCCUGAAGCAUAAUUUGUUGUUUUAUUGAUGGUGGUGGAAAAACCUGUUUCAGGUGCCGCUCCAGAAUCUCCUAUAAGAGAUCAAUUGGGUUGAGAUCUGGUGACUGAGACGGCCAUGGCAUGUGGGUUACAUAAUUUUCAUGCUAAUCAAAACACUGCGUUAGCACUCGUGCCCUGUGGAUGGGGGCAUUGUCAUCCUAUGGGGCAUAGCCAUGUUAGCCAAAACAAUGGCCUGCCCAGCAUUUUUAUACAUGACUCUAAGCAUGAUGGGAUGUUAAUUGCUUAAUUAACUCAGGAACCACACCUGUGUGAAAGCAGCUGCUUUCAAUAUACAGAUGAAGUCGGAAGUUUACAUACACCUUAGCCAAAUACAUUUAAACUCAGUUUUUCACAAUUCCUGACAUUUAAUCCUAGUAAAAGUUCCCUGUCUUAGGUCAGUUAGGAUCACCACUUUAUUUUAAGAAUGUGAAAUGUCAGAUUAAUAGUAGAGAGAAUGAUUUAUAACAGUUUUUAUUUCUUUCAUCACAUUCCCAGUGGGUCAGAAGUUUACACACACUCAAUUAGUGUUUGGUAGCAUUGCCAUUAAAUUGUUUAACUUGGGUCAAACGUUUUGGGCAGCCUUCCACAAGCUUCCCACAAUAAGUUGGGUGAAUUUUAGCCCAUUCCUCCUGACAGAGCUGGUGUAACUGAGUCAGGUUUGUAGGCCUCCUUGCUCACACACGCUUUUACUGUUCUGCCCACAAAUAUUCUAUAGGAUUGAGGUCAGGGCUUUGUGAUGGCCACUCCAAUACCUUGACUUUGUUGUCCUUAAGCCAUUUUGCCACAACUUUGGAAGUAUGCUUGGGGUCAUUGUCCAUUUGGAAGACCCAUUUGCGACCAAGCUUUAACUUCCUGACUGAUGUCUUGAGAUGUUGCUUCAAUAUAUCCACAUAAUUUUCCUUCCUCAUGAUGCCAUCUAUUUUGUGAAGUGCAACAAAGUACCCCCACAGCAUGAUGCUGCCACCCCCGUGCUUCACAGUUGGGAUGGCGUUCUUCGGCUUGCAAGACCCCCCUUUUUCCUCCAAACAUAAAGAUGGUCAUUAUGGCCAAACAGUUAUAUUUUUGUUCUAUCAGACCAGAGGACAUUUCUCCAAAAAGUCUGGCUUUUUUAUGGCGGUUUUGGAGCAGUGGUUUCUUCCUUGCUGAGCGGCCUUUCAGGUUAUGUCAAUAUAGGACUCGUUUUACUGUGGAUAUAGAUACUUUUGUACCUGUUUCCUCCAGCAUCUUCACAAGGUCCUUUGCUGUUGUUCUGGGAUUGAUUUGCACUUUUCGCACCAAAGUACGUCUCCUUCCUGAGCGGUAUGAUGGCUGCGUGGUCCCAUGGUGUUUAAACUUGCGUACAAUUUUUUGUACAGAUGAACGUGGUACCUUCAGGCAUUUGGAAAUUGCUCCCAAGGAUGAACCAGACUUGUGGAGGUCUACAAUAAUUUUUCUGAGGUCUUGGCUGAUUUCUUUUGAUUUUCCCAUGAUGUCAAGCAAAGACGCACUGAGUUUGAAGGAAGGCCUUGAAAUACAUCCACAGGUACACCUCCAAUUGACAGAAAUUAUGUAAAUUAGCCUAUCAGAAGCUUCUAAAGCCAUGACAUAAUUUUCUGGAAUUUUCCAGACUGUUUAAAUGCACAGUCAACUUAGUGUAUGUAAACUUCUGACCCACUGGAAUUGUGAUACGGUGAAUUAUAAGUGAAAUAAUGUCUGUAAACAAUUGUUGGAAAAAUUACUGGUGUCAUGCACAUAGUAGAUGUCCUAACCGACUUGCCAAAACUAUAGUUUGUUAACAAGAAAUUUGUGGAGUGGUUGAAAAUCGAGUUUUAAUGACUCCAACCUAAGUGUAUGUAAACUUCCGACUUCAACUGUAAGUGAGAUUUGUCACACCACGUCAAAAAGUCCUCGAAGACUGGCCCGUACUCAUCUUAGUCACCCUGGAGACUGACCAGUGCUGUGCCAUCUGCAAACUUUAGCAGGUGUUUACCAGGGUAGGAGCUUUUGCAGUCAUUAGUGUACAAGAUGUACAACAGCGGAGAAAGUACACAGGCUUGAGUAGAUCCCACGAUAGUGGUGCGCUUGUCCGACAUCCACUGUCCCAUCUUGACCUGCUGUGUCCUAUUGCUAAGGAAAUCAAGGAUCCACAGCACCAGGCCUUCAUCUAAUGAGAAAUUGUAUAUCAGUCUCUGAGCCAAGGUGGAGGCCUGGAUUGUAUUAAUAAAACCUGAGGAGAAAUCAACAAAUAAGACCUUAGCAUUGCAUUUGGCUCUUCAUAUAAAAACAAUUGUUUAAUUGCCCUCUAAUCAAGGCUUGCCCUUUACGCUGUGAUAAUUAAUAAUCCAGCCUACGUUACGGCCUUCAUCUUAAUUGAACUCUUUCUUUAAAAGUUCAGUUAUUUCACCAUGGUCUGUGGUCGCUGUUAUGAAGUACAGUACCAGUCAAAAGUUUGGACACUCAUUCAAGGGUUUUUCUUUAUUUUUACUAUUUUCUACAUUGUAGAAUAAUAGUGAAGAUAUUAAACAUAUGACAUAACACAUAUGGAAUCAUGUAGUAACCAAAAAAGUGUUAAACAAAUCAAAAGAUAUUUCAGAUUUGAGAUUAUUCAAAUAGCCACCCUUUGCCUUUUAAUGUCCUGUGUAGCUCAGUUGGUAGAGCAUUGCGCUUGCAACGCCAGGGUUGUGGGUUUGAUUCCCACGGGGGGGCAGAAUGAAAAUGUAUGCACUCACUAACUGUAAGUCUCUCUGGAUAAGAGUGUCUGCUAAAUGACAAAUAAAAUAAAUAAAUAAUGAAAAUAAAAAACCACCUGUAACCAUGACCACUCUGGUGCUGAAUCACUUUUAGAUUCUGAUUCUUCUGAAUCACUUUCUGCCACAUACAAAUGACAUGGUUCAACUGUCUGGUUCCUGAAUCUGUUGUCCAUAUGUGUUGCAUAUAAAUGACAUGGUUCAACUGUCUGGUUCCUGAAUCUGUGGUCCAUAUGUACCUACAUAGCACAACUUUCCUACAAGGUGAAAAUGUGUUUUAAAACAGCUCUGUAAAUUGAAGUACUGUUGAAUGCUCAUGAUAUAUUGUCACGACUGUCUGUGAGAUGCGGUAAACGAAGUCAGACGCAGGACACAGAACUCUCGGAUACGUACUUUUAAUACGAAAAGGAUCCAAAAGGACACAGAAAAUAACUCCACGCAGGGAGGAAAUAACCCGCUCACAAAAUAGACAACCGUGAAGGGGAAAACAAUCACACACAAAGUACAGAUGAGAGACAGGGGUAAUUAUAAGGGAAACAAUUAACAUAAUGACGAACAGGUGUAAACAAUACAGACAAAACUAAACAGACACCGAUAACAUCGAACGGCAGUAGCUAGUACUCCGGGGACGACGAACGCCGAAGCCUGCCCGAGCAAGGAGGAGGAGCAGCCUCGGCAGAAUCCGUGACAUAUAUAUAUAUAUAUAUAUAUAUAUAACAGAUUUGCACACCCUUGGCAUUCUCUCAACCAGCUUCACCUGGAAUGCUUUUCCAACAGUCUUGAAGGAGUUCCCACAUAUGCUGAGCACUUGUUGGCUGCUUUUCCUUCACUCUGCCGUCUGACUCAUCACAAACCAUCUCAAUUGGGUUGAGGUCGGGGGAUUGUGGAGGUCAGGUCAUCUGAUCCUCAACACGGGGGCCCCUCAGGGGUGCGUGCUCAGUCCCCUCCUGUACUCCCUGUUCACUCAUGACUGCAUGGCCAGGCACGACUCCAACACCAUCAUUAAGUUUGCAGAUGACACAACAGUGGUAGGCCUGAUCACCGACAACGACGAGACAGCCUAUAGGGAGGAGGUCAGAGACCUGGCCGUGUGGUGCCAGGACAACAAACUCUCCCACAACGUGAUCAAGACAAAGGAGAUAAUUGUGGACUACAGGAAAAAGAAUAGGACUGAUCAUGCCCCCAUUCUCAUUGAUGGGGCUGUAGUGAAGCAGGUUGAGAGCUUUAAGUUCCUUGGUGUCCACAUCACCAACAAACUAACAUGGUCCAGCACACCAAGACAGGUGUGAAGACGGCACAACAAAACCUACUAAGGAGACUGAAAAUAUUUGGCAUGGGUCCUCAGAUCCUCAAAAGGUUCUACAGCUGCACCAUCGAGAGCAUCCUGACUGGUUGCAUCAAUGCCUAGUAUGGCAACUGCUCGGCCUCCGACCGCAAGGCACUAAAGAGGGUAGUGCGCACGGCCCAGUACAUCACUGGGGCUAACCUUCCUGCCAUCCAGGACCUCUAUACCAGGCAGUGUCAGAGGAAGGCCCUAAAAAUUGUCAAAGACUCCAGCCAGCCUAGUCAUAGACUGUUCUCUCUGCUAGGUCUAGGUCCAAGAGGCUUCUAAACAGCUUCUACCCCCAAGCCAUAACACUCCUGAACAUCUAAUCAAAUGGCUACCCAGACUAUUUGCAUUGCCCCCCCCCCCCCCCUCUUUUUUACGCUGCUGCUACUCUCUGUUUAUUAUCUAUGCAUAGUCACUUUAAUAACUCUACCUACAUGUACAUAUUACCUCAAUUACCUCGACAAACCGGCCCCCGCACAUUGACUCGGUACCGUUACCCCCUGUGUAUAGCCUCGCUAUUGUUAUUUUUACGGCUGCUCUUUUAUUUCAUAUUAUUUUAUAUUGUAUUUUUUGGUUGUUGAUUUUUUUUGUGGUAUUUUUCUUAAAACUGCAAUGUUGGUUAAGGGCUUGUAAGUAAGCAUUUCACUGUAAGGUCUACACCUGUUGUAUUCGACUCAUGUGACAAAUAACAUUUGAUUUGAUUUGAUGCGCACUCCAUCCCUCUCCUUCUUGGUAAAAUAGCCCUUACACAGCCUGGAGGUGUGUUGGGUCAUUGUCCUGUUGAAAAACGAAUGAUAGUCCCACUAAGCCCAAACCAGAUGUGAUGGCAUAUCGCUGCAGAAUGCUGUGGUAUCAAAUCAAAUCAAAUCAAAUCAAAUUGUAUUGGUCACAUGCGCCGAAUACAACAGGUGCAGACAUCACAGUGAAAUGCUUACUUACAGCCCUUAACCAACAGUGCAUUUAUUUUUAACAAAAAAGUAAAAAUAAAACAACAACAAAAAAAGUGUUGAGAAAAAAAAGAGCAGAAGUAAAAUAAAAUAACAGUAGGGAGGCUAUAUAUACAGGGGGGUACCGUUGCAGAGUCAAUGUGCGGGGGCACCGGCUAGUUGAGGUAAUAUGUACAUGUGGGUAGAGUUAAAGUGACUAUGCAUAAGUAAUUAACAGAGUAGCAGCAGCGUAAAAAAGGAUGGGGUGGGGGGGCAGUGCAAAUAGUCCGGGUAGCCAUGAUUAGCUGUUCAGGAGUCUUAUGGCUUGGGGGUAGAAGCUGUUGAGAAGUCUUUUGGACCUAGACUUUGCACUCCGGUACCGCUUGCCGUGUGGUAGCAGAGAGAACAGUCUAUGACUAGAGUGGCUGGAGUCUUUUACAAUUUUGAGGGCCUUCCUCUGACACCGCCUGGUAUAGAGGUCCUGGAUGGCAGGAAGCUUGGCCCCAGUGAUGUACUGGGCCGUAUGCACUACCCUCUGUAGUGCCUUGCGUUCGGAGGCCAAGCAGUUGCCAUACCAGGCGGUGAUGCAACCAGCCAGGAUGCUCUCGAUGGUGCAGCUGUAGAAUUUUUUGAGGAUCUGAGGACCCAUGCCAAAUCUUUUCAGUCUCCUGAGGGGGAAUAGGCUUUGUCGUGCCCUCUUCACGACUGUCUUGGUGUGUUUGGACCAUGAUAGUUCGUUGGUGAUGUGGACACCAAGGAACUUGAAGCUCUCAACCUGUUCCACUACAGCCCCGUCGAUGAGAAUGGGGGCAUGCUCAGUCCUCUUUUUUUUCCUGUAGUCCACAAUCAUCUCCUUUGUCUUGGUCACGUUGAGGGAGAGGUUGUUGUCCUGGCACCACACGGCCAGGUCUCUGACCUCCUCCCUAUAGGCUGUCUCAUCGUUGUCUGUGAUCAGGCCUACCACUGUUGUGUCGUCGGCAAACUUAAUGAUGGUGUUGGAGUCGUGCCUGGCCAUGCAGUCAUGGGUGAACAGAGAGUACAGGAGGGAACUGAGCACGCACCCCUGAGGGGCCCCCGUGUUGAGGAUCAGUGUGGCAGAUGUGUUGUUACCUACCCUUACCACCUGGGGGCGGCCCGUCAGGAAGUCCAGGAUCCAGUUGCAGAGGGAGGUGUUUAGUCCCAGGAUCCUUAGCUUAGUGAUGAGCUUAGAGGGCACUAUGGUGUUGAAUGCUGAGCUGUAGUCAAUGAAUAGCAUGCUCACGUAGGUGUUCCUCUUGUCCAGGUGGGAAAGGGCAGUGUGGAGUGCAAUAGCGAUUGCAUCAUCUGUGGAUCUGUUGGGGCGGUAUGCAAAUUGGAGUGGGUCUAGGGUUUCUGGGAUAAUGCUGUUGAUGUGAGCCAUGACCAGCCUUUCAAAGCACUUCAUGGCUACAGACGUCAGUGCUACGGGUCGGUAGUCAUUUAAGAAGGUUAUCUUAGAGUCCUUGGGCACGGGGACUAUGGUGGCCUGCUUGAAACAUGUUGGUAUUACAGACUCAGUCAGGGACAUGUUGAAAAUGUCAGUGAAGACACUUGCCAGUUGGUCAGCACAUGCUCGGAGUACACGUCCUGGUAAUCCGUCUGGCCCUGCGCCUUGUGAAUGUUGACCUGCUUAAAAGUCUUACUCACAUCGGCUACGGAGAGCGUGAUCACAUAGUCAUCCGGUAGCCAUGCUGGUUAAGUGUCAGUGUUUUAUUCUAAAUAAAACACUGACAGUGUCAACAGCAAAGCACCUCCACACCAUAACACCUCCUCCUCCAUGCUUUACGGUGGGAACUACACAUGCAGAGAUCAUCCGUUCACCCACACCGCAUCUCACAAAGACCCGGUGGUUGGAACCAAAAAUCUCCAAUUUGGACUCCAGACCAAAGGACAAAUUUCCACCGGUCUAAAGUCCAAUGCUUGUGUUUCUUGGCCCAAACAGGUCUCUUCUUAUUAUUGGUGUCCUUUAGUAGUGGUUUCUUUGCAGCAAUUCGACCAUGAAGGCCUGAUUCACACAGUCCCCUCUGAACAGUUGAUGUUGAGAUGUGUCUGGGACUUGAACUCUGUGAAGCAUUUAUUUGGGCUGCAAUUUCUGAGGCUGGUAACUCUAAUGAACUUAUCCUCUGCAGCAGAGGUAACUCUGGGUCUUCCAUUCCUGUGGCAGUCUUCAUGAGAGCCAGUUUCAUCAUAGCGCUUGAUGUCUUUUGCGACUGCACUUGAAUAAACUUUUAAAGUUCUUGAAAUGUUCCGUAUUGACUGACCUUCAUGUCUUAAAGUAAUGAUGGACUGUCGUUUGUCUUUGCUUAUUUUAGCUGUUCUUGUCAUAAUAUGGACUUGGUCUUUUAUCUUCUGUAUACCACCCCUACCUUGUCACAACACAACCAAUUGGCUCAAACUGUCACGGAUUCUGCCGAGGCUGCUCCUCCUCCUUGCUCGGGCAGGCUUCGGCGUUCAUCGUCCCCGGAGUACUAGCUGCUGCCGAUCUGUGUUUCGGUGUUUGUCUUGUUCAGUCUUGAGUGUUUACACCUGUUCGCUAUUAUGUUUGAUUGUAGUCCCUAUAUUUACCCCUGUCUCUCGUUUGGUCAAUUGUGUGUUAUUGUUUUGUUUCCCGUAAGGUCGGCAUUGCUGUGUCGUAUGCGUGUCAUUGUUUCCUCCCUGUUAGGAGGUUUUGUUUUGUAUGUUCUUUUACUGGUUAGUAAAGUACGUCUGCCAGUAGCUCUGUGUCCUGCGCUUGACUUCGCUCACCGCAUACACGUCGCCUUUGACAGAAUAACACACCACACAUGGAGUCAGCAGGAUCGGCGGUGCCAACGGGAUCACUGGAGGAGCGCGUUAUCCAACAAGCGGCCAUGAUCCAGGAUCUUGGCACCGCCAUGCAAGGGGUGAUGGACACCUUGAGGCGAUGGGAAAGAGGAGGUUUGCCCACACCUCCUCCAACGAUACCACCACCAUCAGCCAUACCCAUCGUUUCACCUCCGGAGUCCAGUGGGAUUUGGCUCUCGCUCCCGAGGGCUUAUGAUGGCACCGCGGCCGGGUGUCAGGGUUUCCUGCUCCAAGUGGAACUCUACCUGGCAACCAUCCACCCGGUGCCCUCGGGAUACGAGAGCGUUUCCGCCCUCAUCUCCUAUCUGUCCAGCAAGGCACUGGAGUGUGCCAACGCCGAGUGGAGGGGAAUAGACGCCGCUACAGUCAGCUAUGCAGAGUUCUCCCGCCGCUUCAGGGCGGUUUUCGAUCAUCCCCCAGAGGGGAAAGCGGCGGGUGAGCGUCUGUUCCACCUCAGACAGGGGAAGAGGAGCGCGCAGGAGUUCGCACUGGACUUCCGGACUCUGGCUGCCAAUGCGGGAUGGAAUGAGAGGGCCCUCAUCGACCACUACAGGUGCAGCCUAAGGGAGGACGUUCGCCGAGAGUUGGCCUGCAGGGACACCAACCUAAGUUUCGAUCAGCUGGUGGACAUGUCGAUUCGUCUAGAUACCCUGUUGCCUACCCGCGGACGUCCGGAGUUGGGGCCGUCCAUUCAAUCCCCCAGCACCUCCGAGCCGAGCCCUAUGGAGCUCGGGGGUGCUGGUGCUAGAGAGAAGAUGAGAGAGACCAGGAGAGAGGCCAUCCCCUGCACCAACUGUGGCCGCAGAGGACACACUGCGGUUCGGUGCUGGGGAGGGUCUCCUAGGGAUUGAGGCAGUAGGCCACGCACUGAUGAGUCAUUCCAGGUGAGUAAGCUAGCAUAAGGCGCUAGUCGAUUCAGGCGCAGCUGGGAAUUUUAUUGAUCGCUGUUUCUCGUAUAAGUUAGGGAUUCCUCUUAUACCAGUUGAUGUGCCCUUCCCCAUCCAUGCCCUAGACUGCCGCCCUUUGGGGUCGGGAUUGAUUAUGGAGGUCACAGCGCCACUUAAGAUGAAGACGCAGGGGGGUCAUGAGGAGAUUAUACAGUUGUAUUUGAUUGACUCUCCUGCGUUUCCCGUGGUGUUGGGGCUUCCCUGGUUAAUAUCUCAUGACCCCAACAUUUCGUGGCAACAGAGGGCUCUCAAGGGAUGGUCUGAUCAGUGUGUCGGGCGGUGUAUAGGUGUUUCCAUAGGGGCAACGACGGUGGGAAGUCUGAACCAAAUGCCCGCAAUGCACAUUCUUCCUGAGUAUGCAGAUUUGGCACUCGCCUUCUGUAAGAAGAAGGCGACUCAAUUACCACCUCAUAGACAGGGGGAUUGUGCGAUAGACCUCCAGGUAGGCGCUGCACUUCCUCGUAGUCAUGUGUAUCCUCUGUCUCAGGAGGAGACGGCAGCUAUGGAGACAUGCGUCACCGAAUCUCUGAGACAGGGAUACAUACGGCCAUCCACUUCCCCUGCGUCCUCGAGUUUCUUUUUUGUGAAGAAGAAGGAUGGGGGUUUACACCCGUGUAUUGAUUACCGUGGUCUCAAUCAGAUUACCAUUAAAUACAGCUAUCCUCUCCCUCUGAUUGCGAGCGUGACGGAGUCAUUACAUGGGGCGCGAUUCUUCACAAAAUUGGAUCUCAGGAGCGCUUACAACCUGGUGCGCAUUAGGGAAGGAGAUGAAUGGAAAACAGCAUUCAGUACCACCUCGGGUCACUAUGAGUAUCUCGUCAUGCCAUACGGUUUAAUGAAUGCUCCUUCAGUCUUCCAAUCAUUUGUGGACAAGAUUUUCCGGGAUUUGCAUGGACAGGGUGUAGUGGUGUAUAUUGAUGACAUUCUAAUAUACUCCGCUACACGAGCCGAGCAUGUGUCCCUGGUGCGUCGGGUGCUGGGUAGACUGUUGGAGCAUGACCUGUAUGUGAAGGCGGAGAAAUGCCUGUUUUUCCAGGAGUCCAUCUCCUUCCUGGGACAUCGGUUGUCCGCGUCAGGGGUGGAGAUGGAGAUUGACCGCGUUUCAGCCGUGCGUAAUUGGCAGACUCCCACCACGGUUAAGGAGGUGCAGCGGUUUUUUGGGUGUUGCCAAUUACUACCGGAGGUUUAUCUGGGGUUUUGGACAGGUAGCAGCUCCCAUCACCUCUCUGCUAAAGGGGGGCCCGGUGCGUUUGCAGUGGUCGGCUGAGGCGGACAGGGCGUUUAGACAUCUGAAGGACCUGUUCACCUCGGUUCCGGUGCUGGCACAUCCGGACCCCUCUUUGGCGUUCCAAGUUGAGGUGGAUGCGUCCGAGGCGGGGAUCGAUGCUGUACUGUCUCAACGCUCGGGCACGCCUCCAAAACUCAGCCCCUGUGCUUUUUAUUCCAAGAAGCUCAGUCCGGCGGACCGCAAUUAUGACGUGGGGGACAGGGAGCUGCUAGCGGUAGUUCAAGCCCUGAAGGUGUGGAGGCAUUGGCUUGAGGGGGCUAAACACCCUUUCCUCAUUCUGACUGACCAUCGUAACCUGGAGUACAUCUGGGCAGCGAGGAGACUGAACCCUCGUCAGGCUAGGUGGGCUAUGUUUCUUGCCCGGUUUGUAUUUAAGCUCACGUAUAUACCAGGGUCACAGAACGCUAAGGCAGACGCCCUGUCCCGGCGAUAUGACACAGAGGAGAGAUCCAUUGAGCCCACUCCCAUACUUCCGGAGUCUUGUCUAGUGGCACCGGUGGUGUGGGAGAUCGAUGCGGAAAUCGAGCGGGCGUUACGUACCGACCCUACUCCCCCAGAGUGUCCAGAGGGGCGGAGGUACGUGCCGCUCGAGGUCCGUGAUCGACUGAUAUAUUGGGCUCACACGUCACCCUCCUCUGGUCAUCCGGGUAUUGGUCGAACGGUGCACUGCCUUAGCGGGAAGUACUGGUGGCCCACCUUGGCUAAGGACGUGAGGGUUUACGUUUCUUCCUGCUCGGUGUGCGCUCAGUGUAAGGCGCCUAGACACCUGCCCAGAGGGAAGUUACAACCUCUACCCGUUCCACAACGGCCGUGGUCUCACCUAUCGGUGGAUUUUGUCACAGACCUUCCCCCCUCCCAGGGGAAUACCACGAUCUUGGUCGUUGUGGAUCGGUUUUCUAAGGCCUGCCGUCUCAUUCCGAUGCCAGGUCUCCCUACAGCCCUACAAACGGCCGACGCCCUGUUUACUCACGUCUUCCGGCACUACGGGGUGCCUGAGGAUAUAGUGUCUGAUCGGGGUCCCCAGUUCACCUCUAGAGUCUGGAGGGCGUUUAUGGAACGUUUAGGGGUCUCGAUUAGCCUUACCUCGGGUUUUUACCCUGAGAGUAAUGGGCAGGUGGAGAGAGUAAACCAGGAUGUGGGUAGGUUUCUGAGGUCCUAUUGCCAGGACCGGCAGGAGGAGUGGUCGGGUUAUAUCCUCUGGGCAGAGAUAGCCCAAAACUCACUUCGCCACUCCUCCACUAAUCUUACGCCUUUUCAGUGUGUGUUGGGUUAUCAGCCGGUCCUGGCACCCUGGCAUCAGAGCCAGAUCGAGGCUCCUGCGGUGGAUGAGUGGUUUCGGCGCUCUGAGGAAACAUGGAACGCUGCGCAUGUCCAUCUGCAGCGGGCUAUCAGAAGGCAAAAGGCGAGCGCCGAUCGCCACCGCAGUGAGGGUCCGGUUUAUGCACCGGGAGAUCGGGUCUGGCUCUCGACCCGAAACCUGCCCCUUCGCCUGCCCUGCCGUAAGCUGGGUCGGCAGUUUGUGGGGCCAUUUAAAGUCCUGAGGAGAUUGAACGAUGUUGUUAUAGGUUACAACUGCCCAUAAAUUACCGCAUUAACCACUCGUUCCAUGUGUCUCUCCUCAGGCCGGUGGUAGCUGGUCCACUCCAGGAGAAUGAUAUACGAGAGGCUCCUCUGCCCCACUAGACAUCGAAGGGGCUCCGGCGUACUCAGUCCAUUCUAUCAUGGAUUCGAGGCGUCGGAUGGGGGGUCUGCAGUAUCUCGUGGAGUGGGAGGGGUACGGUCCGGAGGAACGGUGCUGGGUCCCUAGGAGGGACAUCCUAGAUCCCUCCCUGUUGAGGGAUUUCCACCGGAGUCAUUCGACUCGCCCUGCUCCGCGUCCUCCUGGCCGUCCCCGAGGCCGUGGUCGGCGCACGGCUGGAGCCGCGCGUCAAGGGGAGGGUACUGUCACGGAUUCUGCCGAGGCUGCUCCUCCUCCUUGCCCGGGCAGGCUUCGGCGUUCGUCGUCCCCGGAGUACUAGCUGCUGCCGAUCGAUGUUUCGGUGUUUGUCUUGUUCAGUCUUGAGUGUUUACACCUGUUCGCUAUUAUGUUUGAUUGUAGUCUCUAUAUUUACCCCUGUCUCUCGUUUGGUAAAUUGUGUGUUAUUGUUUUGUUUCCCGUAAGGUCGGCAUUGCUGUGUCGUAUGCGUGUCAUUGUUUUCCUCCCUGUUAGGAGGUUUUGUUUUGUAUGUUAUUUUACUGGUUAGUAAAGUACGUCUGCCAGUAGCUCUGUGUCCUGCGCUUGACUUCGCUUACCGCAUACACGUCGCCUUUGACACAAACGCAUUAAGAAGGAAAUAAAUUCCACAAAUUAUCUUUUAAGAAGGCACACCUCAUGAAGCUGGUUGAGAGAAUGCCAAGAGUGUGCAAAGCUGUCAUCAAGGCAAAGGGUGGCUAUUUGAAGAAUCUCAAAUAUAAAAUAUAUUUUGAUUUGUUUAACACUUUUUUGGUUACUACAUGAUUCCAUAUGUGUUAUUUCAUAGUUUUGAUGUCUUCACUAUUAUUCUACAAUGUAAAUAAUAGUAAAAAUACAGAAAAUCCCUUGAAUGAGUAGGUGUGUCCAAACUUUUGACUGGUAUUGCAGGUCUAUAUCUCUCAGAUAUUCAUCCAGCGUGUUAUUCCAUGGAGUUAAGACUAUAAUGUGAUUAAGAGAUUGAAUAAAUAUGCUUUUAUCUUAACCUGUGGGCAUUCGGAUGGUAAUAUGUAUACUAUGUAAUAUAUCUAUGGCUGGUAACAAGCCAUCCAUGCCUUUUGAGCAUCACUUUCCGGCUUUAGCCAUGUGGAGAAAGGGCUUUCAAACAGAUGCCAUUAAAGUCAAUGACAGAUCACUUUGAACUUCUUUGAUCUAGAGGUGGUGUAAAAAGCUACAAUGGAUGCGGCUCUGUUUUAAAUAAUCCCUGCAUGUUGAGUGACAUUGGUGAGAUUGUGUGCAACGCUAACACACCUUGCUGGAACCACACUACACACAACCACGCUACACACACAGUAGGGCUAUUAUUUAGCUGCGCUGACAAGAGUAAGCAGACACUUCUCACACACAGACACACAUAUCGGUCAUCCCAACACAAUGCCUGGUUGCUGCUCAGGGGCUAACCGCUCUCUGUCAAUCAGUCAGCCGUCCAUGUCCGUUCCCGUCUCUGAGACGACUUGUAUCCACAUGGGCGGUGGACACAUCCCGCCAGGACUCCCAGCACCCCCAGAGAGAGCUCCCAUGUGACUCCCCCCGAAGGGGCCCAGGGAUGUGUGCUACCUACCACUGUCCCCACUCCUUCCUGUUGAAUAGAGAAUUAUGAGCUGUUGGCUCCUCAUUAGCUGUACAAGGCUGCAUAGCUAAAAAUGCCCAUUUACUUAUUCACCACAUGUUGCUGCAUUGAUGGUGAGACAUGGACAUUUCCUCUGCCCAUUGCACGGCAAAAUGGGUUUAUAUUAGAUUAUGUUUUGUACUUUUAUAUUUUAAUUACAUUUGUUUUGCAGUGUUUGCGGUGUGUCACUGUGCGCUGUACUUGUUUGCUGUGGUAAUAACACCCUACAGAUGAAGGAUCAUUGCAGGAAAUUUAAAACUUGUAGUGUAUUUGAGGUUUGAAAAGGCUUCUGAAUUUUGUAAUUUUCACUUUGAAAUGAUUUUCCCUUAUGAAAAAUGUAUCAACCCCUACAAAAAUGUCCAUUAAUUAUAAUCCACAUAAUUCACAUUUCCUGUUUCUGUGGGACAAAUUAAGAUCCUACAUCUGUAUGUUUGUCUAUGACAGCUCUAUGGAGUCCCUGAAUGACCUCUGUAUCUCUGUGCUGUCCCCAGCCCCAGACCUAUGGCAUUCAGUCCUGUGGAGGCUGUGUCCCCUGCCACUGUAACUCCUUUGGGUCCAAGUCCUUUGACUGUGACGAGUCGGGCCAGUGCCGGUGCCAGCCUGGUGUCACUGGGCCCAAGUGUGACCGAUGCGCUCCAGGACACUUCAACUUCCAGGAGGGUGGCUGCACACGUAAGAAAUGACUGCCAUCUAACUGGUUGAUGUCUGUGAAUAACUUUCUUCUCAGAAUUGUCUCAUAGAGUAAAGACAGUACAGCCAAUACAAUACAGUAAUACAUCUUCUUUGGGUUUGAUUACUGCUUUCCUUGAUGGUAAAUGCUGGAUGAGUUCAGACCAAAAAGGGUAUUCUCUUGUACAGUUUAAAUGGAACAUUUUGUACAACGUUUUUUUCAGUAGUGCUGCUGAGCCUUUUCUGUUUUGAGCGGAGUCUGUUUUUCCUGCCCCCUUCCCAGCAUGCCAGUGCGCCCAUGUGGGAAAUAAUUGCGAUGGCAACACGGGACAGUGCAUCUGCCCUCCAAACACUGUGGGGGAGAGCUGUAACAAAUGUGCCCCCAACCACUGGGGUCAUGACAUCAUGGCAGGCUGCAAGGUACACCUUCCCUAGGGCUGUUGUGGUGACCAUAUUCCUGCCACAUUGGCAGUCAUGAGUCAUGACCGCAGUAAAAUUCUACGUGACCGUGAGUCAUGGUAAUCUCCUUUUAUGCACUCUGGACAUGCUUUGGUAGUACCAAACUUGCUAACGAACAUCAGGUCCUAAUGACCUGGUACUCAGGGCUCUAUUGUCCCUCUAACCACUGACAUCAAUGCAAAUCCCAUCAAACAUAUAUCUUCAAAACAGUAGGCCUAUAGUACUUUUAAAACUCACCUCACUGUGAUGAUCAAUUUCAAGAAAGAAGUUUAACAGCGGGUUGAAACUGUGUAAAACAUGGUUGUUGUGGAUUUUGUUUCAAAGCCUAACAACGAAAUGGACAGCGCUUUCAUUCAAAUCAACCCAUUCGCAUAUUAGAGCUUAUGCAUAUGCAUAGGCUUAUGAGCCUAUCAUAAAAAUGAUGAUUGUGCCUACACAAUACACAGCCUACCGCAUAUUAGGCAUGGCAGAAAAACACAAAACAAAACUGAUUUAAGAGGUCUUUGGUACAUAAUUGGUCUAGCCUAUACUCCAAAAUUUAACAAAUUUGAGUAAUCGCCUUUGAGUGUGGACUGCAUUAUUAUGCAUACUGGAUGGACUGGUUACCUUAUGCUAUGCUCCAAAAUGUCUAUCCCUGAGUCUUGGAGAAAACAUAUAGCCCUUGGCGAUGCUGUUGGUUCAUUGAUUGUGCAGGGCGGCUUAAACUCAGCCUACAAUUAGUGAAUUUGUAUUUGAUUUUGAAUAGCCUAGUAAUAUAUAUAUAUAUAUUUUUUUAUAAUUAAUUGGGUGACCUGUUACCUUUAGCUAUACAGAAUAUCUCAUCACCAUGUGUUUCCAUCUCCUCCUCUCGCUCCUUUAUUCCUUUCUGGAGCGCACAGAGAGGGGCUGUCAUCAGUUAAUGAAAACAUGUUACUAUUGAUGUUCCCGAACAGAUUUCACUUGUUUUCCCAAACUAAGCACUGGGUAGCUGCAGGAACAAGGUUGGAGAGCCGAUGACAUACAGAGUUUGGGUGGAAUAUCACCUUAAAAGAAGCGAGAGCCUGCUUCUCAAACAGUGGUUGAUGCAUGAAGUGAAAUAAGUGUUCUUAUAUUUAUUUCUCAGCUUCUAAUAUUAAGCACAUGCUCCGCUAUAAAACCGAAAUAGCCUACAAAACCGACCGGUGGGAAAGCGUGGGGCCUCCAUUUGCUAUUCGAGUGCAUACAGAUGACAUUUAUUUUUUCCCCUGCCCCUACCCAUUUGAUUAAUGGGCCAUUAUAAAUCUAAACUAAUUUUACAUAUUAGUAAAGACUAGAUUAAAUUGAGAAUAGUCUGAUGAGUGAAAAUAUGAUCACUUGAAGAGAGAACAGCUAUGCAGCCGGAGGCAAGGAACAGAGCGCAAGCUUUCUUUGCUAUUUUCUCAAAUCAUCAAUAGCCUAUAGUCGCAUCAUGCAGCCCAUAUAUGUUUUGAUUUCUAAGACAUUCGAAGGUUUGUAUCAUUCACAGCUAAAGCUGCCAAAUAACUUUAUAUCUAGCAUAUAGGACCUGUUUCAAAUGAUCACUUUUACUCUCAACAUAGCCAGUUCAUAUGAGCACUCUCCGUAAUGGGAAAACUAUCAUUUUCUUCUUACUAUAAAAUCCUAUAAAAUAAAAUAAUGGCACAGGACUUAUAAGCAUAUCUUGUCAGCCAACUCAUAUUCUGUUCUUCUGAAAUGUAUUAGAAAUGUAGAUGUUCCAAAGGCUUGCAUCAGCGGCUUGUAUGCGUGGAGGCCUGGAGAUGCUAAACGUGUUUAUGUUAAUUAACGGUAAAUUACCGUGAGACCGGCAGCCUUUUGCAUGACAAUAACCGGCUGACAAAACGUCAUGACCGCCACAGCCCUAAACUUACCUCACCUUAUCUCACCUGCCCGCCUCCACGCUGGUUUUGUCUGGCUUUGUGGAAAGUUUGUGGAAUGUUUAACAUAUGAAGCUGAUGGAUUAACCCUUUGUGACUGGGUAUUGAUUCAUCUAAUGGUAUUUUGAUUAUGAAUACCUCACACUCUCCUCCACAGGCCUGUGGCUGUAACCAGGUGGGUUCAAUGACCCAGCAGUGUAACCCCAACACAGGCUGCUGCAUGUGCCGGGAACAGUUUCACGGAGAGAAGUGCAGCGAGUGUAGGCUGGGCUACCGGAACUUCCCACAAUGCAUUUCCUGCAACUGCAACGUGGCUGGUUCGGACAGCCAGACCUGUGAUGCACACCAGGAUGUGUGCACAUGUGCAGACAGCACUGGACAAUGCAGCUGCAAGGUAACCCACAACCAUCAGUUGAUUGUAGUCUACUCUAUUAUAUAUCUCUCUAUCGCCCUAUCUAUCUAGCUCUCUAUCUAUCUAUCACUUAGAAUAUUAAUCACAGGAUGCUGUGCCAGGUGAUUGCAUCAGAGUUCUCAAAAUAACAGCAAGAACCUACAAUGAAAUUCUCCCAAAAGAAACCAAAGCCAGCUCUCCUGGCAUCUCCCUGAUGUAUAUCCAGCACUGAAAUAAUAUUAUCAGUUUUUGAAGUUGGAGUUAUAUAACAUCACUAGGCCUGUAUUUUUAAGCCUCUAACUGCAAUUACCUGUUAAUGUCCCAUUAGCGUGACUACGGCAGAUUGCUCCAUACAGCCUGUAUCUCAACAGCAGCACUCUAGCUCUCUGCACCUACCUAGUACCUUUCCUAUCUGGGCUCAGCACGGGGCCUGUCGCCAGCUUUUGGCAGGCAGCGUAGCGUCUGUGUGUGGGAGGGAGCGUGAGAUGGAAAUAGACCUGACGUGGGGGGGAAGACAUUCAGAUCAGCUAGCGCCAGGCAGGCAGGCGUUGCCACCCCCAGCUCCCUGCCUCAGGGUGACAGUGCAGUGACAGGCUGUCACACAGUGCCAGCGAUGGGAGGUGAUGACCCUCAUUAACAGAGGGAGAGACAGACAGAGAGAGAGACAGAGAGAGAGAUUAAAAAGAUACUUUCAAAUCUGAAGUAAAAGUGACAUUUGAAGAGAAUGUGUGUUGUUGGGUCUCUUGUUGUGCUGUUUAGUGUGUGUGUGUCACUUCUCUCAGUGUGUACUCCUGAGUGGCGCAGUGGUCUAAGGCACUGCAUCGCAGUGCUAAUUGUGCCACUAGAGAUCCUGGUUCGAAUCCAGGCUCUGUCGCAGCCGGCCGCGACCGGGAGACUCAUGGGCGGCGCACAAUUGGCCCAGCGUCAUCCAGGGUAGGGGAGGGAAUGGCCGGCAGGGAUGUAGCUCAGUUGAUAGAGCAUGGCGUUUGCAAUGCCAGGGUUGUGGGUUCGAUUCCCACGGGGGGCCAGUAUAAAAAAAUAUAUAUAUAUUCACUAACUGUAAGUCGCUCUGGAUAAGAGCCUCUGCUAAAUGACUAAAAUGUAAAUGUAAUGUCUUUCCUUGCUGACUGUUUAUUUUAGACUACUGGGAUGGAGGGAUAGAGGGAAGAGGUUGAUGGGGUCUGGGGACGUUAGUGAAGGUCACUGUGAUGGACGGAUAGACGGACAACUGUGGCCGGAGGGGUGUCAUGGCUCUGUGUGUUACAUGAAGCCAUAGCAAUAGAAUUGCUGGCAUCUUUAGCACAGGGGCAUAGGCACGGUUGGGCCUGGGUGGGCGCAGGCCCACCCACUGGGGAGCCAGGCCCACCCAAUCAGAUUUAGGCCAAAAAAGAUAAUAUAUAUAUAUAUACAGUACCAGUCAAAAGUUUGGACACACCUACCCAUUCAAGGAUUUUUCUUUAUUUUUACUAUUUUCUACAUUGUAGAAUAAUAGUGAAGACAUCAAAACUAUGAAAUAACACAUAUGGAAUCAUGUAGUAACCCAAAAAGUGUUAAACAAAUCAAAAUUGCCACCCUCUGCCUUGAUGACAGCUUUACACACUCUUGGCAUUCUCUCAACCAGCUUAAUGAGGUAGUCACCUGGAAUGCAUUUCAACUAACAGGUGUGCCUUGUUAAAAGUUAAUGUGUGGAAUGUCUUUCCUUCUUAAUGCGUUUGAGCCAAUCAGUUGUGUUGUGACAAGGUAGGGUUGGUAUACAGAAGAUAGCUCUAUUUGGUAAAAGACUAAGUCCAUAUUAUGGCAAGAACAGCUCAAAUAAGCAAGAGAAACAACAGUACAUCAUUACAUUCUAAAUAAAUCACUGACAGUAUCACCAGCAAAGCACCCCUACACCAUUACACCUCCUCCUCCAUACUUCACGGUGGGGACCACACAUGCGGAGAUCAUCCGUUCACCUACUCUGCGUCUCACAAAGACACGGCGGUAGAAACCAAAAAUCUCAAAUUUGGACUCAUCAGACCAAAGGACAGAUUUCCACCGGUCUAAUGUCCAUUGCUCGUGUUUCUUGGCCCAAGCAAAUCUAUUCUUCUUAUUGGUGUCCUUUAGUAGUGGUUUCUUUGCAGCAAUUCGACCAUGAAGGCCUGAUUCACGCAGUCUCCUCUGAACAGUUGAUGUUGAGAUGUGUCAGUUACUUGAACUCUGUGAAGCAUUUAUUUGGGCUGCAAUCGGAGGUGCAGUUAACUCUAAUGAACUUAUCCUCUGCAGCAGAGGUAACUCUGGGUCUUCCUUUCCUGUGGCGGUCCUCAUGAGAGCCAGUUUCAUCAUAGCGCUUUGUCACGGUUUCGGCCGAGGCUGCUCCUCCUCCUUGUUCGGGCAGGUUUCGGCGGUCGUCGUCCCCGGAGUACUAGCUGCCACCGAUCUAUGUUUCAUGUUCGUUUGGUUUUGUCUGGAUGUUGUACACCUGUGUCUAGUUAGUCCUCGUUAGUGUCCUAUUUAGUUCUCGUUGUGUGUGUAUGGUGUUGUGUGUGAUUGCUCCUCUGUUUGGUGUUCGGAGCUACGUAUUCUUCCCUUCGUGUUUGGAGAGGUUUUCGCACAUGUUAGUGCGCCGUUUGUUUGACGCCUGUGUGCGCCGUUAUUUCGCCUCCGGGCUUAUUGUUCUCGUGUACUACGUGAAUAACUCAUUAAAGUCUUUUGGACUUAGCUUCUGCGUCCUGCGCUUGAUUCCUGCACCACACCCACCUUCAGCACCCCAUGACAGAAUCACACACCACUUGAAUGGAAUCAGCAGGAGCAACCGUCACGCCUGAGUCGCUGGAGGAGCAUGUCCGCGGCCAGGAUGACCAGAUACGACAACUGGGGACCGCUCUUCAGGACGUCAUCAACACCCUGCACCGAUGGGAGUCCAGAGGGGUACCCACACCUCCACCUACCCUACCAACCCCAUCGGCCGGUCCACCAGUCCCAGGUCCGGAACCCAGUGGGAUUCGGCUCUCGCUCCCGAGGGCGUAUGACGGAACAGCUGCCGGGUGUCAGGGGUUCCUCCUGCAGGUGGAGCUCUACCUGGCCACUGUACACCCGGUGCCCUCGGGACACGAGAGCGUUUCCGCCCUCAUCUCCUGUCUCACGUGCAAGGCGUUGGAAUGGGCCAACGCCGAGUGGAGGAGGAUGGACGCCACCACCAUCUCCUACGCAGGGUGGAAUGAACGGGCCCUCAUCGACCAUUUUCGAUGUAGCCUACGGGAGGACGUUCAACGUGAGUUGGCCUGCAGUGACACCAAUUUCACCUUCGACCAGUUGGUCGAUAUGUCCAUCCGUCUGGACACCCUGCUGGCCACCCGUGGACGUCCCGAGUGGGGUCCGUCCAUUCCACCCUCCGGCACCUCCAAGCCGAGCCCUAUGGAGCUCGGGGGUGCUGGCGCUAGAGGAAGGAGGAGGAGGAGCCCGAGGGGGCCUGUCCCCUGCACCAAGUGCGGUCGUGGAGGGCACACUGCGGCCAGGUGCUGGGGAGGGUUCCCCGAGGGAGGAGACAACAGGCCACGCACUGGGGAGGCUUCCCAGGUGAGUAGACGCCCCACUUACCCAGAGCUCUCUGUUGCGCACUUUUGUAUACCUGUUUGUUUUCCACAGGUUGCACCUCAUUCCCAGCAUAAGGCGCUAGUAGAUUCAGGCGCAGCUGGGAAUUUUGUUGAUCGGAAGUUUUGCUUAGAUUUAGGGAUCCCUCUCCUACCUGUUGACAAGCCUUUUCCCGUUCAUGCUUUAGAUAGCCGCCCGUUGGGGUCGGGGUUGAUUAGGGAAGUCACAGCGCCACUUAGGAUGUGUGCGCAGGGGGGUCAUGAGGAGACUAUACAGUUGUAUCUGAUCGACUCUCCUGCGUACCCGGUGGUGCUGGGAAUUCCCUGGUUAAGCACCCAUAACCCUGCUAUUUCGUGGCAACAGAGGGCUCUCGAUGGGUGGUCUGCUCAGUGUGAGGGGCGAUGUCUGGGUGUUUCCGUAGGGGCGACUUCGGUGGAAAGUCCAAACCAAGUGCCCGCACUGCACAUUCCGCCUGAAUAUGGAUAUUUAGCUCUCGUGUUUAGUAAAGCUAGGGCGACGCAGUUGCCUCCUCAUAGACAGGGGGAUUGUGCGAUUGAUCUCCAGGCAGGAGCAGAGCUCCCACGGAGCCACGUGUAUCCUUUGUCUCAAGAGGAGAGAAAAGCUAUGGAAACUUACAUAGACGAAUCUUUGAGACAAGGAUACAUACGGCCCUCCACUUCUCCCGCCUCCUCGAGCUUCUUUUUUGUGAAGAAAAAAGAUGGAGGGUUGCGCCCGUGCAUCGAUUACCGUGGUCUCAAUCAGAUUACUGUGAAAUACAGUUAUCCACUCCCUCUGAUUUCAACCAUGACGGAGUCAUUGCAUGGAGCGCGGUUUUUCACAAAACUGGAUCUCAGGAGCGCAUAUAACUUGGUGCGCAUUAGUGAGGGCGACGAAUGGAAAACAGCGUUUAGUACCACGUCAGGUCAUUUCGAGUAUCUCGUCAUGCCAUAUGGGUUGAUGAAUGCUCCAUCAGUCUUCCAAUCCUUCGUAGAUGACAUUUUCCGGGAUAUGCAGGGGCAAGGGGUGGUCGAGUCCAUUGAUGACAUUCUAGUGUACUCGUCUACCCGAGCCGAGCAUAUAGCCCUGGUGCGUCGUGUAUUGAGGAGGCUGUUGGAGCACGACCUAUAUGUCAAGGCAGAGAGAUGUCUGUUUUUCCAGGAGUCGGUCUCCUUUUUGGGUUAUCGGUUGUCCGCGUCAGGGGUGAGAAUGGAGGUGGAUCGUGUGUCAGCUGUGCGUAAUUGGCAAACCCCAACCACUGUCAAAGAGGUGCAGCAGUUCUUGGGCUUUGCGAAUUACUACCGGAGGUUUAUCCUGGGUUUUGGACAGGUGGCAGCUCCCAUCACGUCCCUUCUGAAAGGGGGUCCGGUGCGCCUGCAGUGGUCAGCUGAUGCGGACAGGGCCUUUAAGAGACUGAAGGACCUGUUUACGUCGGCUCCGGUGCUGGCGCAUCCGGACCCCGCAUUACCCUUUCAGGUAGAGGUGGACGCGUCUGAAGCCGGUAUAGGGGCCCUGCUCUCUCAACGGUCCGGCACGCCACCUAAACUCCGCCCCUGUGCUUUUUACUCAAAAAAGCUCAGCCCGGCGGAGCGAAAUUAUGACGUCGGGGACAGGGAGCUGUUAGCUGUAGUUCAGGCCCUUAAGGUGUGGAGGCAUUGGCUUGAGGGGGCUCAACACCCUUUCCUCAUUUUGACUGACCAUCGGAACCUGGAGUACAUCCGGGCAGCGAGGAGACUGAACCCUCUCCAGGCUCGAUGGAGUAUGUUUCUCGCCAGGUUCGUAUUUAAAAUCACGUACAUCCCUGGGUCCCAGAAUGGUAAGGCAGAUGCGCUGUCCCGGCGGUAUGACACGGAGGAGAGGUCCGUUGAGCCUACUCCCAUACUACCGGAGUCUUGUCUUGUGGCACCGGUGGUGUGGGAGGUCGAUGCCGAAAUCGAGCGAGCGUUGCGUACCGACCCCAGCCCUCCACAGUGUCCUGAGGGUCGGAAGUACGUUCCGCUCGAGAUUCGGGAUCGACUCAUUUACUGGGCUCACACGUCACCCUCCUCUGGACAUCCGGGUAUUGGCCGGACAGUGCAUUGUCUUAGCACUAAAUACUGGUGGCCCACGUUAGCCAGGGAUGUGAGGGUUUAUGUCUCCUCCUGCUCGGUGUGCGCCCAGUGUAAGGCGCCCAGACACCUGCCCAGGGGUAAGUUACAACCCCUGCCCGUUCCACAACGACCAUGGUCCCACCUCUCGGUGGAUUUUGUGACAGACCUUCCCCUCUCUCAGGGGAAUACUACCAUCCUGGUCGUUGUGGACCGGUUCUCUAAGGCCUGUCGUCUUCUCCCUAUGUCGGGUCUUCCUACUGCCCUACAAACCGCAGAGGCCCUAUUUACCCACGUCUUCCGGCAUUACGGGGUACCCGAGGAUAUAGUGUCUGAUCGAGGCCCCCAGUUUACCUCCCGAGUAUGGAGAGCGUUCAUGGAACGUUUGGAGGUCUCAGUGAGCCUUACCUCAGGGUACCACCCGGAGAGUAACGGGCAGGUAGAACGAGUCAACCAGGAUGUGGGUAGGUUUCUGAGGUUGUAUUGCCAGGACCGGCCUGAGGAGUGGGCUCGGUACAUUCACUGGGCCGAGAUGGCCCAGAACUCUCUCCGCCACUCCUCUACCAACCUAACCCCCUUCCAAUGUGUGUUAGGUUACCAGCCGGUUCUGGCACCUUGGCAGCAGAGCCAUAUCGAGGCCCCUGCGGUGGAUGAUUGGAUGAGGCGCUCGGAGGAGACGUGGAACGGUGCACACGUCCACCUGCAGCGGGCCAUCCGUCGUCACAAGGCGAGCGCCGAUCUCCACCGCAGUGAGGGGCCGGUGUACGCACCCGGAGAUCGAGUCUGGCUCUCUACCAGAAACCUACCCCUCCGCCUGCCCUGCCGGAAGCUGGGUCGGCGGUUUGUGGGGCCUUUUAAAGUCCUGAGAAGAUUGAACGAGGUGUGUUAUAGGUUACAUCUGCCUGUUGAAUAUAAGAAUAUUAACCCCUCGUUCCAUGUGUCUCUUCUCAGGCCGGUGGUAGCUGGUCCACUCCAGGAAGGUGAGAUAGGAGAGACUCCUCCGCCCCCAUUGGACAUCGAGGGGGCUCCGGCGUACACCGUUCGGUCCAUCUUGGACUCAAGACGCCGGAUGGGGGGUCUCCAGUAUCUCGUGGAGUGGGAGGGGUACGGCCCGGAGGAGCGGUGCUGGGUGCCGCGGAGGGACAUCCUAGACCCAUCUCUCCUGUCAGAGUUCCACCGGGACCAUCCCGCGCGCCCUGCUCCGCGCCCUCCUGGUCGUCCCCGAGGCCGGGGUCGGCGCACGGCUGGAGCCGCGCGUCAAGGGGGGGGUACUGUCACGGUUUCGGCCGAGGCUGCUCCUCCUCCUUGUUCGGGCAGGUUUCGGCGGUCGUCGUCCCCGGAGUACUAGCUGCCACCGAUCUAUGUUUCAUGUUCGUUUGGUUUUGUCUGGAUGUUGUACACCUGUGUCUAGUUAGUCCUCGUUAGUGUCCUAUUUAGUUCUCGUUGUGUGUGUAUGGUGUUGUGUGUGAUUGCUCCUCUGUUUGGUGUUCGGAGCUACGUAUUCUUCCCUCCGUGUUUGGAGAGGUUUUUUUUUUUAGUGCGCCGUUUGUUUGACGCCUGUGUGCGCCGUUAUUUCGCCUCCGGGCUUAUUGUUCUCGUGUACUACGUGAAUAACUCACUAAAGUCUUUUGGACUUAGCUUCUGCGUCCUGCGCUUGAUUCCUGCACCACACCCACCUUCAGCACCCCAUGACACGCUUGAUGGUUUCUGCGACUGCGCUUGAAGAAACUUUAAAAGUUCUUGGAAUUUUCCGUAUUGACUGACCAUCAUGUCUUAAAGUAAUGAUGUACUGUUGUUUCUCUUUGCUUAUUUGAGCUGGGGGGGUGCAACUCAUGUUUUGUACACAUGUUAAUGUUUUGUACACUCAGUGAUGAUGAUAAUGAUAAUAAUAAUAAUAAUAAUAAUAAUAAUAAUAAUACAUUUUAUUUGGCAGAUGCCUUUCAGUACACUUAAGGACAUCAUACAUACAAUCUAGUGCUGUUCUUAAAAUCUAUUUCAUUUAGGCCUAUGUAAUGAAUUUGAAUUAUGCUUGAUUAUUAACCCCCCCCCCCCCAAAAAAAAAAAACACACACAAAAACAGCUUAUCAAUAUCAAAAUAAUGGGCUGGUUCUGGCACAUGUCACUUUGCACUGAUACCAUGUGCAAUAAACAGUAGCUAUCGCUGUGUAGGCUAGGCUACACUAUGUAGGCUACUCAUCGUUAGCUAGCUAGCUAAGACUCACUAGCCUACUUGGCUAGCGAAAACAAAUACAAUGGCCAAACAAAGCUCAAUGUUCAAUUAUUUGAAUAUACUAUUUUCUUUGUGUAUAGAAGAGGAUGUUGGAAAAUGUGCUAAGUUAUAGGCAAAUGCAUGAAACAAUAUUUAUUUCCAGUCAAUGUAAAUAGCCUAUCAUUUUUAGGAAUGUAAUUUAAUUGGAAAUAUAACUUUGCCCUAUAUGCUAUUGAUCAUUUAAUUGAUAUCACAAUACAUUGUAGACAGACUUGAUCUCCCGCGCCCAGCAGAGAAUUGCACUCGGCUUGCAUUUUGACUCAAAGUGAUCUCGACUAAGAAAAGGUUGGUGACCACUGUUAUAGUCUAUAUCGGCUAUGGCUGUCUAUUGUGAUCAUUAAUGUUUAAUCAGGGCAUUAUGGUCUAGUCUCAUAGUCUAUUAAUUAUAUUAUUAUUAUUAUUGUAGGUUUAUGUGAGUCGCAUGUUAAAGAGUCAUGGAUUUACGUAGGCCUACAAGACUAUUUGGUCUGUAAUGCGAAAUCACAUGUUAGAUGGUUUGUUGUGUGCGAUCGAUUACAGUAGGGUAUAGGGUAGGCUAUGCUUUUAUGAUGAUUUAAAUCAAAUCAAAUUGUAUUUAUUAUAUGCGCCGAAUACCACAAGUGUAGACCUUACUGUGAAAUGCUUACUUACAAGCCCUUAACCAACAAUGCAGUUUUAAGAAAAUAGAGUUAAAAAAAUAUUUACUAAAUAAACUAAAGUAAAAAAUUAAAUAAAAUAACACAAUAAAAUGACAGUAAUGAGGCUGUAUACAGGGGGUACCGGUACUGAGUCAAUGUGCGUGGGUACAGGUUAGUCGAGGAAAUCUGUACAUGUAGGUAGGGGUAAAGUCACUAUGCAUAGAUAAUAAACAGUGAGUAGCAGCAGUGUAAAAACAAACAUUUAACGAUGAUUUGAGUGCCCUGCCAUCAACGGAUUUCUACACAACUGCCUUAGCAUCCUCUUUACAGACUGGUGUGUAAACAAAACGUUCAUGGCACAAACAAUGUCUGUUAUGAAUGUGGCUUCUCAGUUCUCCCUAAUUCAUGGCACAACCAAUGUCUGUUAUGAAUGUGGCUUCUCAGUUAUCCCUGCUUUGGGAGUAUAUUAACUAGGGGAAAGCAUCAGAUAAGAUCGAAGGGAAACGUUCCAUAUAAAAUAGUGUUUUUUGUGUGAUACACCCUUAUCAGGGCUAUCACUGUGUAUGUCUGCUGUGUGUGGGGGUAUGCCCUUUAUCAUUCCUCCUCAGUGACAUGUCUGCCCCUUUGAAAUGCACCUACUGUACCUAUUCACAUGGCUGCCUUGGGAUUCUUCUGACUAUCAUCUUCUUUGAUCAAUACAGAGCAGAGUAAGGUGAAGAGAACAAGAGAUUACUGUCAUGGUUAUUUAUAGCUUGGCUCUAUCUCAAAUCAGAUAUAUCGCUAGGCCUGUAAUAUAUUUGCAAAACUAUUCAGAUGUGUUUUGUAUUCAGGUCGUAUGUAUACUCUACUGAAAACUGCAAUAAUACUGUACCUGCUAUGAAUUUUACAAUAUUGACCAGCCAUUUUGGACUGCAAAUAGCAGUGUUAUUGCUGAGUGUCUGUGUGUUGUGUCCCUAGGCGAAUAUACAGGGUCUAAAGUGUGACCAGUGUAAGUUGGGGACGUUUGGCCUGAGCACCAGGAACCCACUGGGCUGCAGUCAGUGUUACUGCUUCGGUAUGUCCAGCACCUGCACUGAGGCACAGGGCCUCAUCCGCAUGUGGGUAAGUCAAGUCAUGAAGAAAUGUGACAGAAAUACGCACACAUGUACAGUGUGGGCACAUGCAUCACCUAUCACAUGCAAGUCCACCCACUCACAGGAACAGACUGAGGUACGGUAUUCGUACACAAACAUACAGUUACUGUGUGUGCACUCAAAUACAUCACGCAACAUGCACGCACACACAGACAAACACUAAUAUGAAUAAUGUUCUAUGCUAUCUUGAAAUAUGUGUCCUGUGUGGCUCAGUUGGUAGAGCAUGGCAUUUGCAACGCUAGGGUUGUGGGUUUGAUUCCCACGGGGGGCCUGUUUGAUAAAAACAUGUUUUAUUGUUUAUUAUGCACUCACUACUGUAAGUCGUUCUGGAUAAGAGCGUCUGCUAAAUGACUAAAAUGUAAUGAUAUUGUAAUGACAACAUUUGUUUUCAAGCAACAGUUAACCAACAUUAAUUAGUUGGAUAUAAACUUAUGUGCACCCAAAGUACUGAAAAAGCAUAGAGGGAAAUGCCACAACACAGCUAUAUGAUUUCAUGGGCAACGGAGAAGAUAUUUAUAACAUGUGAGUGGUUCUCCUCCAUUGCUUCAUUCCCGACCAGGAAUUUAUUCCCCAUCUUAUUUUGCUGUAAUUUAAGGGACGCAUAGAGAACCAGGGGGACCAGGCACAAACAGGAGGCUAGCCUGGUACAAGGGGGGUAUAGGGGGCUUGAAAGCAGGCAGUCUGGGAGCUGCAGCUUCCAUGUUUGUUUUAAUAAGGAUUUCCUCCCAGAGCGCCACAGACCUGAUAACCCUCCGCCCGCUGUAUCCAUGGAGACUGUGGCUGAGGACAUUGGCAGAGGGACCCUUCUUUCAUAUAAAUGGAAACGACAAACAAAUGAAAUAAAGGUUGCCGUCCCAAAGUUAAUCUAAGUUUGUUUGCUAUAAGACGAAGAGGAAAAAGGGGGCCAGUUGAGAAUCCUCUCCCUCAUUUAUUGGAAGGCAGGAGAUUUUCUCUAAGUCAGUGAGUCGUGAGAUUGCAUGGUGAGGUGUGGGGCACAGCCCGGCCCCCCUGAAGCCUUUAGUGAGCCCUACGCUGGAUAUUUAGAUGGGAGUGGAGAGGAGUGUCUAAAAAAACACUGUUUUGCUCCCAGAAAAUGUUUUACCCUUCUGUGUGUGUACUUUACUGUAAUUAUACUUGGGAUAUUGCUUUUCAACAGUAAAAGUUCACAAAUCGCUGGAGGACGUCUUUAAAACAGGGGCCUCAGAGGCAUAGCCUACUGUACAGGAGUGGCUUCUUAAAGAUAUUCAUGUUCUAUUUGCCCAAUGAAACACGUCUCUGGCCUGGCCUCAGGAUGUGAAAUGCAUUUUAAUCUACAACUAUAUGAGAGGCUGAGUCCUGGUGUGGAAUUGGAGAAUAGAGUUGUCCAAUGUCACAAAGGCUGCUUUUCUUUUGAAAUACCCUUGCAUAAUCCACUUGCAACAUAAGCACUUAAAACUCUUGGAAAAUACCUUCUCAAAUACAACCCAUUAUCUGUGUAUUUUGUGUGACAUUUAUAAGUGAUGCUGUUUGUUUGUUGUCUCUGUACUGCUGCAGUUGUCCCUGAAGCCAGAGCAGACCAAGCUGCCCGUAGUGGACGAAGCCAACCAGCAGGAGACCACACAUGGAGUGACCUUCCAGCACCCAGAGAUCAUCGUUAACGCUGACCUGGUCACCCAGAAGCUGACCGAACCCUACUACUGGAGACUGCCUGAGCAGUUCCAGGCGUCCAUGGUGAGGGCACCCUCAUCUCAAAGUUAUUUAACAAGUUGAUAAGAAGUGUACAAUCGACCGCUGACAUAUACUGUAUAAUUGCUUGAGACUGCUUUACGUAUAACCUGUGUGUGCAUUAAACCCAAACAAGCAGGUAUCUGGGGUGAAAAUGUAUGUAUUUGAAUUGAGAACUGGUGAACAUUGCUGCUUUAAAACACUAUUCAACUUGGACUUAUCAGGAGUUGACUAUAUUCUGUUCAGAGAUGGGUAUUGUACUAACAAGUUACUAGGAUGGUUUCUCCUCUUUAGAUCACAGCCUACGGCGGCAAGCUGAAGUACACCAUCUACUUUGAGGGGCAUGACGAGACAUGCCGCACCUCCUACGAACCACAGGUCAUCAUAAAUGGAGGGGCCAACAGAAACAAGGUGAUGGUCCACCACAUGCAGGGACUGCAGAUUGGACAACUCACCCGCCAUGAGAUCGACAUGACAGAGGUAAGGACAUGGGCUUACAUGGUGGAUCUCGUUGUCAUUACUGUUUCCUAACCUCUGAAAAUGCAGUUAUUAUCCAUAUGACACUGAAACUCGCUUGUGUUGUUAAAACACAUUAUGGGCCUUUGUGAUGGAUGCCAUGCCAAUGCAUCUCUUGUCUUUUUCCCAAUAGCUCUUCAAAGCUAGAUUCUAACCUCUAAAGAUGCAGAAAUUAUAAUUUGAAGUGAUGUUAUGAACAUGUUUUGUUUUUCAGCACGAGUGGAAGUACGAAGACAAGAAGGCCAUGACACGCAAGGACUUCAUGGACCUGCUGUUUUAUGUUGACUACGUCCUCAUUAAGGGUUCCCAUGGGAACAUGAUGAGACACAGCAGGUGAGCUCUCCUCUCUGUCUCUGUCUGAACACACAAUGGGCUAAACUGAGAUAUCCGCUGUUAGAGAGCUAAUGCAUUGACUGUUUACUCUGCACUCUUCAUUUCAGUAUCACUGUCAGCUUAAUCAUGUCAUGUUAACAUGGAUCACCCUCUGCUUUUAACAGUGACCUGUUCAAUCCAUUUAAUGAACGAGGGGCAAUAGCAUAAUAGCAUAUUUCAAGCAUAGAGAAGAGAACGCAGAAUGUCCAUGGAAAAGUGUUUUAUUGUUGCCAUUGGCUCACAUGGCUGUCGCUCUCUCUCCCUUUCUCUCUCCCUCUCUCUCCACUAAAUCCAGGAUCUCUGAGAUUUCAAUGGAGGUGGCAGAGGAGGGAAGGCCGUCCGUGGAGAGUGAGCGGGCUCACCAGAUAGAGAAGUGUAACUGCCCGCUGGGCUACUCCGGCCUGUCCUGCGAGGUAGGCUAGCUAGCCACACCACCAGCUGUGUCUCUGUGUCUUCCAUCAGACCGUCAGCCAUGGCGACAGCGUAAUCCAUCAGAGAGGGCUGUGUGUGUGUGUCUCCCAUCAGACCAUCAGCCAUGGCGACAGGUGUGUGCGUGCCUGUGAGUCAGUCACAGUCCAAUCAGAGCCACAGCCGUGGAGUCAGGCUGAAACACCUGUUAGAAACAGUUCACAUCCUUCUCAUCAAAACUGCUAGCUCACUCCCUCUUUCUCACACAUCCACCCAGACACCUCGAAUGCUCCCCCACUCUUUAGUGCGUCUCUACUCCACUCCUAAUUAACUCUUGUUGUGUUACUACGACAACCUCCAUCCAGACCUGAGUGUUACUGAUGUGUCUCCUACUGGAUUCCUCAUAAAGGUGGCUGUAAGAAAACCAGACAGAUGGCAAUUAUUUGAAGCUGCCACAUAGUUAAUAAAGUAUUUUUAAACAGGCGUUUAAUGUGUUUGCCGGGAACAGAUGGCGCCUCAAAUUGACCCGAUUAAUUCUCAGUGAGUAUGUCUCGUUGGAGCUCCAUAGGAGCCCGGGACUCCCAUGAGCGUCUCGGGGAGGGCUGGGGUGGGGUGGGGGGAUGUAACAGCCUAACCGGUAACCGUCUGUCUGUAUUUCGCCCAUCGGCAGGAAUGUGGGGCCGGGUUUUACCGCCUGUCUGCCCGCAGCGGUGGCGCGGCCUCCAGAGUGGGCAUCGGAAGCUGUGUGCAGUGCCAGUGCAACGGGCACAGUGAGGCCUGUGACCCGGAGACAUCCAUCUGCCAGGUAAGCUCUUUACAACGUCCCUGUGACCUGAUGAGGAUGGUGCCAUUGGCAAUGGUUGGCAGACUGCCCUGUGACUGCACCCUUACCUGCCCGCUCUACUCUACUCUCUCUCUACCAUAGAUGGCUAAUUAGCCCUUUACUUUAUAGCACCGUUUCACAGUUUACAUCAGCCCAGACCUUUAUCUAGCAAAUAAAAAAAUGCUCUGCCUUUCAUCUCUAUGUUCUCUGCUCACCUGGGAGUCUGAAAAGUUACGCUGUCUUUAAGUGUAGAGGAUCAGCACAUUUGUUCAGAAGCCAGUUGAUAGGCUACAUGGUCCAGUGGCACCAGGAAGUAGAAGUGUCUGGAAUAGAUUUGACUGGUAAAAACUCAAAUCAAAUCCAAUCCAAUCUAAUGUUAUUUGUCACAUACACUUGUUUAGCAGAUGUUAUUGCGGGUGUAGCGAAAUGCUUGUGCUUCUAGCUCCGACAGUGCAGUAAUAUCUAACAAGUAAUAUCUAACAAUUUCACAACACAUACCCUAUACACACAAAUCUAGUAAUAUAAUCAUAUAUACAUAUAUGGACAAGCAAUAACAGAGCGGCAUGGACUAAGAUACAGCAGAAUAUUAUAGAAUAGAAUACAGUAUAUACAGUGGGGAAAAAAAGUAUUUAGUCAGCCACCAAUUGUGCAAGUUCUCCCACUUAAAAAGAUGAGAGAGGCCUGUAAUUUUCAUCAUAGGUACACGUCAACUAUGACAGACAAAUUGAGAUUUGUUUUUCUCCAGAAAAUCACAUUGUAGGAUUUUUUAUGAAUUUAUUUUCAAAUUAUGGAGGAAAAUAAGUAUUUGGUCAAUAACAAAAUGUGGCCAGUGAUUUCAAUAGGCAGCAGCAGCCUCUAAUGUGCUAGUGAUGGCUAUUUAACAGUUUGAUGGCCUUGAGAUAGAAGCUGUUUUUCAUUCUCUCGGUCCAAGCUUUUGAUGCACCUGUACUGACCUCGCCUUCUGGAUGAUAGCGGGGUGAACAGGCAGUGGCUCGGGUGGUUGAUGUCCUUGAUUAUCUUUUUGGCCUUCCUGUGACAUCGGGUGCUGUAGGUGUCUUGGAGGGCGGGUAGUUUGCCCCCAGUAAUGCGUUCGGCAGACCGCACCACCCUCUGGAGAGCCUUGCAGUUUCGGGUGGUGCAGUUGCCGUACCAGGCGGUGAUACAGCCCGACAGGAUGCUCUCAAUUGUGCAUCUGUAAAAGUUUGUGAGGGUUUUAUGUGCCAAGCCAAAUUUAUUCAGCCUCCAUACUAACAAGGAUGUAACGGUAGAGAGCAGUCCAUGUCGUUUAAUACAGAACAUAAUGAGCCCUUCAGAUAUAAAACUCAGACCUCUAUGGUCCUUUGGUCAAGAUAAUAACCAACAGAGCUCUUAUUCUCUGCUUCCCAAAUUAUCCCCUAGAGCACAUACAUUUGAAGUCGGAAGUUUACAUACACUUAGGUUGGAGUCAUUAAAACUUGUUUUUCAACCACUCCACAAAUUUCAUGUUAACAAACUAUAGUUUUGGCAAGUCGGUUAGGACAUCUACUUUGUCCUAACCGACUGUAAACAAUUGUUUACAGACAGAUGAUUUCACUUAUAAUUCACUGUAUCACAAUUCCAGUGGGUCAGAAGUUGACUUUGCCUUUAAACAGCUUGGAAAAUUCCAGAAAAUGAUGUCAUGGCUUUAGAAGCUUCUGAUAGGCUGAUUGACAUCAUUUGAGUCAAUUGGAGGUGUACCUGUGGAUGUAUUUCAAGGCCUACCUUCAAACUCAGUGCCUCUUUGCUUGACAUCAUGGGAAAAUCUAAAGAAAUCAGCCAAGACCUCAGAGAAAAAACUGUAGACCUCCAGUCUGGUUCAUCCUUGGGAGCAAUUUCCAAAUGCCUGAAGGUACCACGUUCAUCUGUACAAACAAUAGUACACAAGUAUAAACACCAUGGGACCACGCAGCCGUCAUACCGCUCAGGAACGAGACGCGUUCUGUCUCCUAGAGAUUAAUGUACUUUGGUGCGAAAAGUGCAAAUCAAUCCCAGAACAACAGCAAAGGACCUUGUGAAGAUGCUGGAGGAAACAGGUACAAAAGUAUCUAUAUCCACAGUAAAACGAGUCCUAUAUCGACACAACCUGAAAGGCCGCUCAGCAAGGAAGAAGCCACUGCUCCAAAACCAUCAUAAAAAAGCCAGACUAUGGUUUGUAACUGCACAUGGGGACAAAGAUCGUACUUUUUGGAGAAAUGUCCUCUGGUCUGAUGAAACAAAAAUAGAACUGUUUGGCCAUAAUGACCAUCGUUAUGUUUGGAGGAAAAUGGGGGAUGGCUUGCAAGCCGAAGAACACCAUCCCAACCGUGAAGCACGGGGGUGGCAGCAUCAUGCUGUUGGGGUGCUUUGCUGCAGGAGGGACUGGUGCACUUCACAAAAUAGAUGGCAUCAUGAGGAAGGAAAAUUAUGUGGAUGAAUUGAAGCAACAUCUCAAGACAUCAGUCAGGAAGUUAAAGCUUGGUCGCAAAUGGGUCUUCCUGAUGGACAAUGACCCCAAGCAUACUUCCAAAGUUGUGGCAAAAUGGCUUAAGGACAACAAAGUCAAGGUAUUGGAGUGGCCAUCACAAAGCCAUGACCUCAAUUAUAUAGAACAUUUGUGGGCAGAACUGAAAAAGCGUGUGCGAGCAAGGAGGCCUACAAACCUGACUCAGUUACACCAGCUCUGUCAGGAGAAAUGAGCCAAAAUUCACCCAACUUAUUGUAGGAAGCUUGUGGAAGGCUACCCGAAACGUUUGACCCAAGUUAAACAAUUUAAGGGCAAUGCAAUCCAAAUACUAAUUGAGUGUAUGUAAACUUCUGACCCACUGGGAAUGUGAUGAAAGAAAUAAAAGCUGAAAUAAAUCAUUCUCUCUGCUAUUACUCUGACAUUUCACAUUCUUAAAAUAAUGUGGUGAUCCUAACUGAUCUAAGACAGGGAAUUUUUACUAGGAUUAAAUGUCAGGAAUUGUGAAAAACUGAGUUUAAAUGUAUUUGGCUAAGGUGUAUGUAAACUUCCGACUUCAACUGUAGAAGCCUGCCCUGCCUCAUGUUUUAGGCUGGAACUGGAACUCUACGUUGUCAUAGCAAUCCCAGCGUUCAUUUACAUUUGUGCUAAUAACAACACAUUUGCAUUUUAUGGAGCAAGCAAAUUGAAAAUGUUAAAUGGGAUUGUACAGCGUAAUUUGGGUAAUUGAGGUUCACAGGAAGUUAAUGAAAGUCUUUUGAAUACCCCGGCUCAGUAGGCUGCAACUUCUGCUGACUGAUUAGUGUUGCUGCUCUGAAUUGGCAGUUUGGCACUUUUUCUCAGAGCAGAGCGGUGGAGAGAGGAGAGGAAAGGAAAACAGCCCUGGGCUGACAGGGAUGGCCCCAAGCUCAGGCUCUGGAAGGGCCCUCACUUCAAAACAACAGCUAACACACAUCCACCCUCCACCCGACAACCACUGGGUUUAGUUUAGUUUGAUUCUGAAGGUGUAUUUGAACUGAAUGGUUAUGAAUGUGGAUAUGACAUUAGUGAUGGGACGGGUGUCUUCUCUACAGAACUGCCAGCACAACACAGAGGGGGACAGGUGUGAACGCUGUGCCCCAGGAUACUAUGGUGUAGUGAGGGGCAGACCUGGCGACUGCAAGUCCUGUGCCUGCCCCCUCACCAACCAUGAGAACAAGUAAGUCACAGAGACAGGUGAAUGGCUCUACUACUGUACAAUAAAAGCUGUUCUCAUAUGUAACUCUCUUUCUCUUAGGUUCAGCCCUUCCUGUGUGACAGAGGGAUUAAAUAACUACCACUGUACUGCCUGCCCUGAGGGCUAUGAGGGAAAGUACUGUGAGAGGUAACAACUCUCUACUCAACAUAUAAAACCCACAAGGGUCUUUGUGAAUCGAACUGUAACUGAACUCACCUCAUCAGUGACUUUGCUAUCCCACAUUGCUAACAGAACAUCACUUCCAGUUAGUUAUCUACUCUAAACAUGGUUUUCGCUCCUCUAGAUGUGCCACAGGUUAUCACGGCGACCCCCGUGCCCCCGGCGGGAAGUGUGAGGAGUGUAAGUGUGACCCGUACGGGGCGUGGCCCCAACCGUGUGACCCCCGCUCGGGCCAGUGCCGCUGCCACCCCGGGGCCACUGGUCACACUUGCAGCCAGUGCAUGGAGAGGCAUGUGUGUGGACCCUCUGGGAUCGUGUGUACGUACACUAAUAUAACUUACUAA